Molecule: messenger RNA, 3668 nt
Organism: Hevea brasiliensis (rubber tree)
Lineage: Eukaryota; Viridiplantae; Streptophyta; Magnoliopsida; Malpighiales; Euphorbiaceae
Product: aminopeptidase M1
Exons: 19
Coding region: 861-3530 (889 amino acids)
Biological process (GO): peptide catabolic process; proteolysis
Cellular component (GO): cytoplasm
Molecular function (GO): metalloaminopeptidase activity; zinc ion binding; peptide binding
Source: RefSeq, a predicted model, not a curated record
CCUACCUGCUUGAUCAAAGUUUCAGAAGGAAGACCAAAUCAAGAGAACAAAAUCAACCAAAAUCUUAAAUUAAAAUUUUUGUUUCAAGAUUAAGAAAACUAUCAUCCCUAACCAAAAAAAAAAAAAAAGGGUUUUUCUCCUCUUGCUACACCCCCCAAGCCACUUCUCCCUCUCUCUCUUUUACACAACCACAGCCCGUUGAUCUCUCACACAGCCAGCCCUCCACCUUCCCAAGGGAGAAUCUCUAUUCGGGUGCACUUGGUGAGCUAAAGAACCGCCAAGAGAAUGAGAGAGAUGGGCCUCUCAAAGCCAUUGUUCUAUCUUUUCUGUCCUGCUUAACGCCACUGGAGGUGGUUGGAAAUGGCAUGUGGGUGUCCAUCAUCGACGUGAAAAUGGGUGCCUCAUGAGAACAGACUUUUCAUGGGUAUCUGUCUCUACAUAUUUGUGACGAAGAAAUGCAAAAAGCAAUAGUCAAUCCAUCUCUACGCUCUACUUCAAUUUUCUUUUUGAAGAUAAGAAUUAAGAAAUCAACAAGUGUUUGUCAAUAAUCGUUUAGGCAAAGCAGAAAAUCUUGAAAGCAACCUUCCAAACCAUUCUUAAGGUUCUCAAGGCCAACUGCUUCAACGAGACAGAAAAUGAUUGUCUUGAUAGUGAAAAAAGAGGGGAUAAGUAUUGAGGGGCAAAAAUGUAGAAACAAAUCAUUUGUCCAACUGGGCACAUUUUUUCCACUUAAACCAUUAUAGGAAAAUGACAAGUUUCUGUAAUAAUGGAGAUGUUAAAGCUACCCUUCCUAAAUAUCUCAAAAGUCAAUCCCCCUAUAGCUUCACUGAGUGUCAUAGAAGAGGAGAAGAGGAGAGAGCAUGGAGCAGAAACAGAACAUGGAACAAUUCAAGGGCCAAACAGGAUUACCAAAAUUUGCCGUCCCUCAACGUUAUGAUCUUCACCUCAAACCAGACCUCUCUCUGUGCAGUUUUUCUGGUACCAUCAAUAUUAACCUUAGCAUCACUGAGCCCACUAGAUUUAUUGUAUUAAAUGCCUUGGAGCUCAAUAUCCAUGAAGUCUUGUUCACCAACUCUCACAACCAAAAAUAUUAUCCAAAUGAUUUUAUUUUGGAUUGCGAUGAUGAGAUACUUGUGUUGGUCUUCCAUGAAAUUCUUGAUGUUGGUGAUGGAGUGCUGGAGAUCAAGUUUUCUGGGAUGCUUAAUGAGCACUUGAGGGGCUUCUAUAAAUGUACUUAUGUGGAUGGUGAAGAGAAAAAGAAUAUGGCAGUUACUCAGUUUGAAGCAGUGGAUGCAAGGAGGUGUUUUCCAUGCUGGGAUGAACCUGCUCUUAAGGCAACCUUCAAAAUAACAAUAGAUGUGCCACUAGAGUUGACAGCAUUGUCCAAUAUGCCAAUUAUUGAUGAAAAGCAUGAUGGGAAUGUUAAGACUGUUUAUUUUGAGGAAUCUCCUCUAAUGUCAACUUAUUUGGUGGCUGUUGUCAUAGGUUUAUUUGAUCAUAUUGAAGAUACAACAUCUGAUGGAGUUAAAGUUCGUGUAUACUGUCCUGUGGGUAAGAGUGAUAAAGGGAAAUAUGCUUUAAGCAUUGCUGUUAAGGCACUUGACCUAUAUACUGAGUACUUCUCAAUGCCUUACCCACUUCCUAAACUGGAUAUGGUUGCUGUCCCUGAAUUUGCUGGUGGAGCUAUGGAGAACUAUGGUCUAAUAAUAUACCGUGAAAUUGAUUUACUCCAUGAUGAUUUGCAGUCUACAGCAUAUAGAAAGCAGAGACUGACAAUUGUUGUGCUGCAUGAAGUGGCCCAUCAAUGGUUUGGCAAUCUGGUAACAAUGGAAUGGUGGACUCAUUUAUGGCUCAAUGAGGGUUUUGCGACAUGGAUUAGUUACAUGGCAACAGAUAAGUUGUUUCCUGAGUGGAAAAUAUGGACUCAGUUUCUUCAACUUACUUCCAGUGGCUUAGGUAUGGAUGCCUUAGAAGGAUCGCAUCCAAUUGAGGUAGAGAUAGAACAUGCUCGUUCAGUGGAUGAAAUCUUUGAUGCUGUCAGCUAUAAGAAGGGAUCUGCUAUCAUCCGUAUGUUGCAGGGCUAUCUUGGGGAUGACAUGAUCCAGUCCUUGAGUUCGUACAUGAAAAAAUAUGCCUGGGGAAAUGCAAGAACAGAAGAUUUAUGGAACAUUAUUUCAGAAGAAUCUGGUGUUCAAGUAAGCUCAAUGAUGGAUAGUUGGACAAAGCAAAAAGGAUAUCCAGUCAUCUCUGUGAAAUAUGAAGAUGGUUUUUUGGAAUUUGAACAGUCGCAAUUCCUCACAUCUGGUUUGCAUGGUAAAGGAAGAUGGAUUGUUCCAAUAACCAUGCUCCUUGGAUCUUACAACAGAGGCAAGAAUUUCCUGUUGCAGUUAAAAGCUGAAAGGGUGGACACAUCUGAUCUAAUUUCAUAUUCUGAUGGCAAGUCAAGCUCAUUAAAUGAAAACAAUAGAGAGAAAUUUGACAAACUUAUAUGGAUCAAAAUAAACAUAGAGCAGAGUGGCUUCUAUAGAGUAAAGUAUGACGAAGAACUUUCAGCAAGGCUGAGGAAAGCAGUAGAGCACGAUAGCUUGUCAGCAGCUGAUAAAUUAGGCAUUUUGGAUGAUACAUGUGCUCUUUGCGAGGCUUCUGAAAUAUCAUUAUCAUCUUUGCUUUCCUUGAUGGAUGUAUACAGAAAAGAACUUGAUUACAUUGUGGUGUCAAAACUCAUUGAUGUCUGUUACAAGAUUGUGGAGAUCUUUGUAGAUGCCUUCCCAGAUUCAGUGAAUGAGCUCAAAGCAUUUUUCAUUAAUCUCCUCCUAUUUUCUGCUGAAAAAUUAGGCUGGGAGCCAAAAGCCGAAGAGAGCCAUUUAGAUGCUUUAUUAAGGGGAGAAAUCUAUAUUGCCCUGGCUACUUUUGGACAUGAUAAAAUGCACAAUGAAGCAUUGCGGCGAUUUCAGACACUGUUAAAUGAUAGAAACACUCCAUUUCUUUCAGUUGGCACAAGGAAGGCUGCAUACAUUGCUGUGAUGAGGAAUGCUAGCUCCACAAACAAGAGUGGCUUUGAGUACUUGUUGAAGAUUUAUAGAGAAGCUGAUACAGUGCAAGAGAAGGAGCAGAUUUUGAGUUGUAUAGCAUCUUGUCCAGACCCAGAAAUAGUGCUAGAGGCUUUAAACUUUAUGGUCUCUGAUGAGGUUCGAGAUCAGGACAUUAUCUAUGGACUUACUGGCAUAAGUUUGGAGGGCCGUGAAAUAGCUUGGAGAUGGUUGAAGGAGAACUGGGACAAAAUCUUGAGGAAAUAUGGUGCUGCGUUACUAAUCACCCAUUUCAUUAGAGAUAUUAUCUCACCAUUCUGCAGCAAUGAAAAAGCUGAUGAAGUGGAAGAAUUUUUUGCCACUCGUGCGAAUCCUUCCAUUGCUAUGAAUUUGAAGCAAAGCAUAGAGAAAGUGAGAAUCAAGGCAAGAUGGAUUGCAAGCAUAAAGCAAGAAAAUUCCCUUCAGGAACUAGUCAAAAAACUAGCCUGCAAAGCCUGUUAGAGUCUCCUACACUAUUAAAAAUACCACUAGUUUAUGAAGUUGUCCAUGUUAACAACAAUUCCUUUUUUUUUUUUAGUCUGAUUUCGACUAAAACUUAAACUCAGAUGUCAAAUAAUUUAUUUAUACAUUCCAUACCUA